AGCAAUAAAAUACUAUUCGUUCAUUCGGCGCUUAAACUUCGGACGAGACGGUGUUGCCGCUCGUCCUUUCGCGUGUGUUGUGGUGUAUUGUGUUGUGGGUGCUACGGUGAGCCAAGGCUCGCGUCUCGCAGAUUCGGGCAACGCCCGGCCGCAAAGCGGCUAGUUCUACAUAUUUAUCUGGUAUACAGAAGAAAAGUGACCAAAGUGAUUAGUGAAGUGUUAAGUGAAAGUGUUUAAUAUGUCUCUUCUAACCGUAUUUACGGUCCUCGUCGGGCUGCUCGCGCUUGGAGCAGUGCGAUGCGAGGACGAAACGAUCGGACCGAUAUUUAUGAAGGAACCCCCAAACCGAGUGGAUUUCAGUAACACGACUGGUGCCGUAGUGGAAUGUGCCGCAAGAGGAUCCCCCCCUCCCGAUGUCAUUUGGGUACGAGCUGAUGGCACCGCUGUUGGUGACGUUCCUGGAUUGCGACAGGUCUUACCGAAUGGCAACCUUGUUUUCCCACCUUUCCGUGCUGAGGAUUACCGUCAGGAAGUUCAUGCCCAGGUCUACGCUUGCCUUGCUAGAAACCCAGUUGGUACAAUUCAUUCUAGGGACGUUAACGUUCGCGCCGUUGUAUCCCAGGUGUACACAGUAAAUCUUGUAGAGGAAAAUGUCUUGCGAGGAAAUGCUGCCAUAUUCAAGUGUCUUAUUCCAAGUUUUGUCACUGAAUACGUUCAAGUAUCUUCUUGGAUAAUAUCAGAGGGGGACGAUGAGACUGAAAUACAAUUGAACGAUGCCAGUAUUAACCGAGAGGAGGGCAAAUACUUGGUCCUACCAUCUGGAGAAUUGCAUAUUCGUGAUGUAGGACCCGAAGAUGGCUAUAAAUCAUACCAAUGUAGAACGAAGCAUAGACUUACUGGGGAGACUCGUUUAUCAGCCACAAAGGGACGUUUAGUUAUCACCGAACCGACGAAUAAAAUUGCUCCUCGAAGUGAUAAAAGCCGAAAGUUCGAAGGCGGUGAAAUUUUCGUUGUCUCCUUAGAGAGUUCAGUUUAUCUUACGUGUGAAGUAGCGGGGUAUCCUCCACCAAUAUUUCGAUGGUAUAAAUUCAUUGAGGGAUCAGCGAGAAAGCAACCAGUCGUGUUGAAUGACAGAGUAAAACAAGUUUCUGGAACUCUUAUUAUCAAGGAGGCUAAAGUUGAUGAUUCUGGCAAAUAUCUGUGUGUUGUGAACAAUUCUGUUGGUGGUGAAUCGGUCGAAACUGUCUUAACUGUAACUGCACCAUUAAAAACAGCAGUAGAGCCGGCAACACAGACAGUAGACUUUGGUCGCCCAGCGGUAUUCACUUGCAGAUAUGAAGGAAAUCCCAUCAAGACUAUCACCUGGUUGAAAGAUGGAAAAGACAUGAACCACCACGACCACGUAUUAAGAAUCGAAUCAGUAAAGAAAGAAGAUAAGGGAAUGUACCAGUGCUUCAUCAGAAAUGACCAAGAAAGUGCCGGAGCUAGCGCCGAAUUGAAAUUAGGAGGACGAUUUGAACCACCACAGAUUAGACACAGCUUCUCAGAACAAACUCUACGCUCCGGUCCAUCUCUAAGGUUAAAAUGUGUCGCAUCUGGCAACCCUACACCUGACAUCGCAUGGCAACUAGAUGGAGACAAACUGAACAGCGGCGAAAGACUGCAAAUCGGGCAAUUUGUUACUGCCGAUGGAAAUGUUGAAUCCCACUUAAAUAUCUCAUCUGUGCACACUAAUGAUGGAGGACUGUACUCUUGUAUCGCGUCAAGCAAGGUUGGGAGCGCAUCCCAUUCAUCGCGCGUAAACGUUUACGGACUGCCUUACGUACGGCCAAUGAAGAAACGCCCAGUUGUCGCCGGAGACACGCUCAUCGCUCACUGCCCAGUUGCUGGAUAUCCUAUUGACUCUAUUGUAUGGGAACGUGAUGGACGUGUUCUACCAAUCAACCGCAAACAGAAGGUGUUCCCUAACGGCACGUUGGUUAUUGAAAACGUGGAACGAAUGAGCGACCAGGCCACUUACACAUGCGUCGCUAAGAACUCUCAAGGAUACAGCGCAAGGGGACAACUCGAAUUACAAGUCAUGGUACCGCCGUUGAUAGUGCCGUUUACGUUCGGAGAUAUCCCGUCGAAUCCUGGUGACGCUGUGGUCGUCAAUUGUGUCGCGACGAAAGGAGAUAUGCCUCUCGAAAUAUCAUGGACGUUUAGCAGCGAAACAAUAGAUUCCAAUAUGCACCGAGACAUCACGACGACGCCGUUGGGUCCCCGUGCUUCUGUACUCACUAUAAAUUCUGUGAGCGCAAAUCAUCAGGGGAACUACACUUGUAUCGUUCAAAAUGCCGCUGGACGUGUUGAGCACGCGGCAACCCUCGUCGUUAAUGUUCCUCCUCGUUGGAUUUUGGAACCCACUGACAAAGCUUUUGCUCAAGGUUCAGAUGCUAAAGUUGAAUGUAAAGCCGAUGGCUUCCCUAAGCCCCAAGUCACAUGGAAGAGGGCUGAAGGUGAUACCCCAGGCGAUUACAAAGACCUUAAACCAAACAACCCAAAUGUUAAAGUCGAGGAUGGAACAUUGGCCAUUACUAAUAUUCAAAAGACAAACGAGGGUUAUUACCUGUGUGAGGCUGUUAAUGGAAUAGGAUCUGGAUUGUCUGCCGUCAUUUUAAUCAGCGUUCAAGCUCCACCACAAUUCGAAAUUAAAAUGAGAAACCAGACUGCUCGCCGAAGUGAACCCGCUGUACUUCAGUGCCAGGCUAAGGGUGAAAAGCCAAUUGGAAUCAUCUGGAACAUGAACAACAAACGUCUUGAGCCCAAAUCGGACCCACGAUACACGAUCCGCGAGGAAAUCUUGCCCGGUGGAGUUGUUUCCGACUUGAGUAUCAGACGUACUGAACGAUCCGACAGCGCUCUCUUCACCUGUGUUGCUACCAACGCUUUCGGCUCUGACGAUACCAGCAUUAAUAUGAUUAUUCAAGAGGUACCCGAAGCCCCCUAUGGUUUAAAGGUAUUGGACAAAUCAGGAAGAACUGUUCAAUUAUCUUGGGCCGCACCUUACGAUGGAAACUCUCCAAUUAAGAAGUUCCUCAUUGAAUACAAACGCGCUAAGGGCAACUGGGAAAAGGAUAUUGACAGAGUGCUCGUCCCAGGAGACGCAACAGAAGCCGGUGUAUUCAGCCUCCGUCCCGCCACAGCUUACCACAUUCGUAUCGUUGCUGAAAAUGAACUUGGAACCUCUGAACCAUCCGAAACAGUUACCAUUAUCACUGCUGAAGAAGCCCCCACUGGAAUGCCCCAAGACGUCAAAGUCGAUGCUGCUGAUAAGCACACCCUUAGGGUUACAUGGAAACCACCCCCACCUCAGGACUGGAAUGGCGAACUUCAAGGCUACUACGUUGGUUACAAACUGGCAUCAAGCAACAAGUCAUUCGUGUUCGAAACCGUCGACAUCUCAAAGGAAUCUGGCAAGGAACACCAUCUCGAUAUCCUUAACCUCAAGACCUACACUCAAUACGCGAUCGUGGUUCAAGUGUUUAACAAGAUGGGUUCAGGUCCCGUAUCGAACGAAGUCCGAGCCUACACGGCCGAAGGAGCUCCCUCUGCCCCACCUCAAGAUGUCCUCUGUACCACGUUGACUGCUCAAACUAUUCGCGUAUCUUGGGUAUCUCCACCUCUCGCCGCCGCUAACGGACUCAUCAAGGCAUACAAGGUUAUCUAUGGACCCAGCGAGACUUGGUAUGAUGAAAAAACAAAGGACACAAAGAUCACGGCCAGCAGCGAAACAAUCCUACACGGUCUCAAGAAAUUCACAAACUACUCAAUGGAAGUGUUAGCUACUACUAACGGCGGAGAUGGCGUCCGAGCAGCACCUAUUCAUUGUCAGACUGAACAAGAUGUACCCGAAGCCCCCCGUGCCGUAAAAGCCUUAGUGAUGGGAGCUGAUUCGAUCCUUGUGUCAUGGAGACCGCCCGCGCAGCCCAAUGGAGUCGUCACUCACUACAACGUGUACACUCAAGCACAGAACGCUGAACCUCACCCUAACAAGGUCCCCGCAUCACAAACUAGCUACUCCGCGACAGAACUGAAGGCCGGCCGCUACGACUUCUGGGUAACAGCUUCCACCAUCAUCGGCGAAGGUCAACCCUCAGCCACCGCAUCUUGCAGCGCCAGCGAUAAAGUACCUGCCAAAAUUGCGUCAUUCGAUGAAUCAUUCACCGCUACUUACAAGGAAGAUGUUAAACUGCCCUGUCUGGCUGUCGGAGUUCCACCUCCUAACAUUCUAUGGAAGGUCAAAGGUCACCCAUUAGAGCCAUCAGAACGCGUUCGUCAACUUCCCGAAGGAUCUCUGCAAAUCGCUGGUGUAGCAAGGGAAGAUGCCGGAGAAUACUCCUGCCAUGUUGAGAAUCAAUUCGGAACUGACACUGUUACUCACACGUUAUCUGUACUCGCUCCUCCCUUCCCUCCUCAAUUGAGCAUCGCAUCUUCUUCCGUAUCGUCUCUGACUCUGCGCCUGAAGCCUCCGGUAGACGCUGACCAAUCACACGCAGCUGGCUACACCAUCCACUACAAACAAGAGUUCGGCGAUUGGGAAACUGUUCAGAUUCCUAGCAACACUGACACCUACACUUUGGAAAACCUAUUCUGCGGAUCCAGAUAUCAACUUUACGUUACUUCUUACAACGGUAUUGGAACAGGCGAAGCGUCCGACGUGGUCAUCGCCCGUACUCGUGGAUCCAAACCCCCAGUACCUCGUGCCGCUGACUUCAUCGAAGUGGGAAGUUCCUCUGUCACCCUUCACCUCAAGCAAUGGCUGGAUGGAGGCUGCCCCAUGAGCCACUUCGUCGUUGAAAAUAAGAAAAAAGGAGCUGCUGAGUGGAACCAGAUCUCGAAUGCUGUAAAACCUGGUGGUAACUUUGUAGUACUGGACCUGGAACCCGCAACUUGGUACGUUUUAAGGAUCACCGCACACAACAACGCUGGAUUUAACGUCGCUGAAUAUGAAUUCGCUACCCUCACUAUGACUGGUGGAACUGUCGCUCCCCUCCCCGGAAACUCUGACGAUAAGGAACUGCCCCCGUGGGUCAAGGCCUGGCUGGAACCGGAGGUCCUUGUCCCGAUAUUGGCGACUAUUGUCGUUUUCAUCGUCGGAAUGGUCGUGAUCUGUUUGACGUUGGCACGUAGAAACACUCCUCACAGACUGCGAGGUCAGAAGGACGUAUACUAUGAUGCGGUAUACAACGCAUCCCAAGCUGCAUUAGGCGGCGGCGCCGGAACCUUGGACAAGCGUGGCGGACUUCGUGAUGAAUUAGGAUACAUCGCACCCCCCAACAGGAAACUUCCCCCCGUACCAGGAUCUAACUACAACACAUGCGACCGUGUUAAGCGACAGGCUGUUAUUAUGGGUGCUCAUUCGACGUGGGAUCCGCGAAGACAUCACUAUGAGCGCAUUCGACGCACGCGUCUACGCAGGACUGGAUCUGGUGAUACAAUAUCAACAGGCAUGGAAGACGAAAUCUGCCCCUACGCAACGUUCCACUUACUAGGCUUCCGUGAGGAAAUGGACCCCAGCAAGGCUAUCGCGUUCCCCCACCACCACCCGUCCCACGCUGGCACUUUGGCCCACCCACACCCACACCCACACCAUCCAGCACACUCACGCGCAGGAUCUCAGAGCAUGCCCCGUGCUAACAGUCGCUACGCCCGCAAGAACUCUCAAGGAGGACAAAGUGCUAUCUACUCGACCGCUCCCGAAUACGAUGACCCUGCCACUUGCGCUGAAGAGGACCAAUACCGUGCCCGCUACUCACGUCCGAUGUACGCAUGCGGCCCCGAGUACGACGAGCCCGCUUGUUGCCAACCCGAAGACGAACAGUACACUGGCGCUUACGGCACUCCCUACUCUGACCACUACGGAUCCCGACCCAGCAUUGGUACCCGCAAAUGCGGCGGAUCUCCCGAGCCUCCCCCACCCCCACCCCGCAACGCGAACAACGACAACAACUGCUCUUCCUCCUUCAACGAAAGCAAGGACUCCAACGAAAUCUCCGAAGCCGAAUGCGACCAGCCACGGAACUACCCUGAAGACGUCAGGGCCCACACUGCCAAGGACGGCUUGCACACCGAGGAAAUGAGAAAACUCAUUGACAGACCAGAAGCAAACACCCCAAUCCCCCAGCAAGCAGUCCACGGGCGGGGACUCACAGCCUACGAUACUGUGGCAGUGUAACCUAUAAAUUGCUUAUAGGAUUCUCAUACGCCCAAUAUUUUUUCUGCAGAUGAUCACGACCGCGCUGUACGCUCUUGCCUAAGAGUUUAACCAAUAGUUUGCAUUUAAGCGAGUUGCUUUGCUUGCGCAUUUCGCCAGCGAGCAGCGGGGUCGUUGUCUUUUCUUACUUGGUGUGUGAUUUUUGUAUCCCAAAAUGCCAGAUUUAACGCACUAUGGUGCCAUCAUUCGUUAGCGUCUUACAGAGUUGGGAACGACCGUUCUCCCGUAGUGAACCCUCGAAACGUCAUUGCGUAGCGUUGCCAUGCUUAUCGGAAAAUUAUGGUUGUGUUAGAUAUUUCAAAUUGAUAAAUUCCUUUAGAAUCGUGACGUAUAAUCAACUGGUGAGGUGUUCCCGACCUUGUGCUGUGACGGCAAUCGAAACGUUUUUUUGAUCUUAUUUGUUUAGCUUAAUUUGAACGAGGCUGCGCUUGGGGUGUUUUAAUUAAGCUCAACAUGUAAUAACGAUGUGAUAUUUUGUAUUUACCCAUUUUUAUGUGAACUAACAUUAACGUUAUUUAUAUAUUUGUAAGUCAGACAACGCGACCGCGGUCGAUAUUAAUGCUUCCUUUUAAAUGUUUAAGUUUUAAUAGUGCUUUUUACCAUUUGCGUUAUUAUUGUUUUACGUACACAAACACUACUAGUAAGGAUAGGUUUAAGCAUUUUAUUCGUAAUUAUUAAUCAACUCUUAAUAAUACUGUAUAAUCGGUAGUUAGUUUGUAAGCAUUUAAUAUUCGGGUUAUUAUAACUUAUACCCGUAUGGGUUUAGCAUUUUCUUUUCCUAAUCACAAAAUUAUGUAAAAUAUGUAUUACCCUAAUCGAUUAUACACAAUAAGGUGCAUUUUUUAAUCAUAUUAAUCGUUCUAUGAAAUGACGUAGGUUUAAGGCACUCGAGUGCCGUUUUCUAGAUGUCUCCCUUCGUGUUGUGUCGUGUAAGCUUUGCAAUUAGGCUCUUAGAUAGGUUUUCGCGACUUCCUAGCAAACGAUUUCUUCUAUAAACCUUCCAAGUAGACUUUGGAUAAAUUAAAAUUUAAGGAAUACUAUUCGAAAUUUAGAUUGUUCAAAAUCAGGUUUGAACUUAAGAUAAGUGACUGAGUUUUUACUAAUUUUGGUUAGCUUAUACGAAUUUCAUUUGCGGCUUUACGAUUUUGGAUUUUUGCAAAAGUCAUUCGCUAUUUGCAACUAACCGUUUGUACCAAAGUGUUUUGUGUUGAAAUAAAGUACUCAAUGUCAACUAAA
This is a messenger RNA of Pieris napi, 7492 nucleotides long. It is a transcript of the gene Dscam1, whose product is annotated as Down syndrome cell adhesion molecule-like protein Dscam2. Lineage: Eukaryota; Metazoa; Arthropoda; Insecta; Lepidoptera; Pieridae. Gene Ontology annotation, biological process: axon guidance; dendrite self-avoidance; homophilic cell-cell adhesion. The coding region runs from base 239 to 6217 and encodes 1992 amino acids. The transcript has 42 exons. Gene Ontology annotation, molecular function: cell-cell adhesion mediator activity. Gene Ontology annotation, cellular component: axon; plasma membrane. The record is from RefSeq and is a predicted model, not a curated record.